This is a messenger RNA of Nerophis lumbriciformis (worm pipefish), 2060 nucleotides long. It is a transcript of the gene npy4r, whose product is annotated as neuropeptide Y receptor Y4. Gene Ontology annotation, cellular component: plasma membrane; neuron projection. Gene Ontology annotation, molecular function: neuropeptide binding; neuropeptide Y receptor activity. Lineage: Eukaryota; Metazoa; Chordata; Actinopteri; Syngnathiformes; Syngnathidae. Gene Ontology annotation, biological process: G protein-coupled receptor signaling pathway. The record is from RefSeq and is a predicted model, not a curated record.
UUGAUCAGAAUAGCACCAGUGGCAGGAAGCAUGCAUGUGGAAAGAUUGGGAGAAAGAGUUGGACAUGUGAGUGCACAUGAAUUCACAGAUAAGCCAAGCAGAAGUGCACUGGAGGAAGAGCAGAUGUGGAGUGACUGGGAUCACAAUUUACAGAUUACAAAAGGUCUGGAACAGUAAAAAGAUGCUGAUAUCCCACUAAGGACUGAAAUGGAUGGUUUCAUCCCGGGGGCCGCUGACCCUUAAGUUCUAGUGAGAUGUCCUUCAGUGGCAACGCGAGCCAGCCCUCCCCGCCCACCACGUCCCCUCUUCCGCCCGUCAACCGGACGACGCCUUCAGAGGAGGGACGCUCUUUGCAAGAGUGGGCGUCCAAUGAGACAUUACUCUCGGAUCUAUCCGUCCUCGGGCAGGACGAGCAGUGCCCCGCCUCCCCCAUCCUCACGGCGUUCCUGGUGGCGUGGUACAGCGUUACAAUGGUGCUCGGCCUGGUGGGCAACCUGGGCCUUAUGUGCAUAAUUACACGCCGCCGAGAGAAAGCCAAUGUCACUAGCAUUUUCAUUUGUAAUCUGUCAUUCUCUGACAUUCUGGUGUGUGUCUUCUGCCUCCCUUUCACACUCAUUUACACGCUGAUGGACCACUGGGUGUUUGGGUCACUGCUAUGCCGCCUGGUGCCAUUCAUUCAGUGCGUGUCUGUGACCGUCUCUAUAUUGUCUCUCGUUUUUAUCGCUCUGGAGAGACACCAACUCAUCAUUAACCCCGCUGGCUGGAAACCCAGCAUUCCUCAAGCCUACACAGCUGUUGUUAUCAUCUGGAUACUGGCGGGCUUCACCUCCUCGCCUUUCUUGGCCUUUCAGCUGCUCACAAACGAGCCCUACACCAACAUGAUGCUAACCGAGCCGGAGUUCUAUCGAGAAACCCUGCACGCCUCGCCCGGGAACUCAUCCGUGCUUCAAAAUACCCAAUACUUUCACAACCUUUACGCGUCCCUGCACAUGGAGGCAUGUCUGGAGCGCUGGCCAUCCCAGCAUGACAGGUUGACCUACACCACAUGGCUGCUCUUGUUCCAAUACUGCGGCCCUCUAAUUCUCGUCCUGCUUUGUUACGUCCGAGUCUUUGUGCGCCUGCGUCACCGCAAAGACAUGCUGGACCGCGCCAGGACGCCGGAGAACCACCGCAUGGCUCACAGCCGCCGAAUCAACAUCAUGCUCGUGGCCCUGAUAACGGCGUUCGCCCUCUGCUGGCUGCCGCUCACCAUUUUCAACGCGGUGUCCGACUGGAACCAGGACGCGCUUCCCGUCUGCCACCAUAACCUGCUCUUCUCCCUCUGUCACCUCCUGGCAAUGUCCUCCACCUGCAUCAACCCCAUCAUCUACGGCUUCCUCAACUCCAACUUCAGGCAGGAAGUCAAAGAGGUGCUCCAGUACUGCAGCUGUCGCCCCCUAGAGGAGGAGAGCGAGCGGCUCCCCAUGUCCACGGUGCACAUGGAGAUGUCUCGCACCUCAGCGCCGCUCGCCUGCAGGAGUGACUCUGUUUAACAGGAGCUAACAUCACAUCUAACAACUCAUUUUCCGCCUUUAAUGGACAUUCGACCAUUUUCAUAAUGACUUAUGAUGAAAACAUGUUUUUUGUGUGCAUCGUGCUAUGGUUAUCUUGCUAUUUAGCAGUGUCGCUUUAGUUGGCUUGCAUAAAUAGCUUUAAUUAAAUAAAAAAUGCAAUGCUAUGGCUUUAAUAGUGAGCGGUUUAAAACCUGUAAAAAAAUGGGCUAUUUUUUUUAAGAAUGCUGCUUGUUAGGAAUUUCGGCAAAAGGUUCAUCCACAGGCAUGUACGCAUUAAUGUUGGUAUUUGGUGCAAAAGUGUGUCAUCAAAAAUGACGGCGAAAAAAUGUUAUGUGAAUUUCUCUGGUAUGUUUAGUUACUUUUGCAUUGAUUGCAUCUGUGCUGUGAAAAUUGGCGUUUUGACACUAAAGAAAAGCUGUUUUGUGGCAUUGUAAUGAACAUUUUUUUUUAAUGAUGAAUGGUGCUUGCACAAGAAGGGUUUAAUACAGACCAGUGGUUCUUAACCUG